CAACAUUGUUGUUGUUGGCUCUGCCUCGCCUCACACCCUCACCUCUUCUUUCUUUCUUGUAUCACAUCACAUUCAUGCGACCCUCACCUCGUCUUUGAAAAACCUUUGCCCAACCCAACCUCUACUUGUUUCUCUUCCUAAAUUCUCUCUAUCACUGCAUGGCUUUUCGACCGUUAAUACUCUAGCUACUCAUAUCUUCUCCUUCGUUCCCCUUCUGGGUUUUCUUCGAUUCUCUUGGCCUUUCUCCAUUGAUUUCUCUUUUUAGGUCUCUUUCAAAAUGGGCAAAAAUCAAGCUUACAAGGCUAUGCAGAGAGCCAGGCUCGGCUCCAGCUCUGCUGGCCCUGAUGAGGUCGAAGACGGCAUGGUGGAUGGUUCAUUUCAUUCACCAGAGUGGCAUGCUGCUCGUUUGGCUAGCCUCAAAACUUCUCAUACAAUUACCUGGGAGGAGUAUAAAAAGAAGCAAAAGGAAGAUGAAAUUAGAAAGGGAGAACUGGAAAAAGACACUGAUAGAAUGAUGAGAGAAUACAGAGCUCAACUGGAUGCUGAACGGGCUCGCAAGCUUGCCAAUGGAAGAAACCACUCCAGUAGUAAGUCUGAUCGCAAAAAAGAUAGGAAGGAUAAAGAUUUAAAGAAACGCAGCAGCAGAAAGAGAAAGCAUUCAAGAAGGAGAUCUUCAGAGUCUAGCUCCUCGAGUUCAUCCUCAGAUUCUUACAGUAGUGAAGAAGAAGAGAGAGAUUCGAAAAGAUCCAAGUCCAGGUCUAAGAGAACAAGGAAGGAAAAGAAGCACAGGUCAAGGACCAAACACUCCAGCAGUGAUGAUGACGAGGCUGAUGGUCCUGUGCCACUUUCAAGAUUCUUUGGCAGCGUGAAGAGCUAACAACAUUACAUUAGCUAUUGUCGUGUAUCUUCCUACAAUAGGAGAUUAGUUUGAGAUGAGUUUGUUCUUUAUUGUUUUCUUCUUCCUUAUAAGAAUCCAGUUGUUUCUCUACACGAUAUAUUUAGUUGCCUUAUCAUUGAUGAGGUUGCUUCCUAUGGUAGAGUAGUUUGGUUUAUUCAUCUCAUUCAGUAUAAUCAGUUGUAUGAAAAGAAUUUGAUGUAACAGGAUUAUAAAGCCUUAUGUGAGAAAAAAUGGAGUCAUUUUAACUCUCCCAGGGUUUUCCAAAAGGGAGGUUCUGCAACAA
Prunus dulcis (almond) is the source of this 1181-nucleotide messenger RNA. RefSeq names its product protein FAM133. The transcript is spliced from 5 exons. NCBI's taxonomy places the organism in Eukaryota, Viridiplantae, Streptophyta, Magnoliopsida, Rosales, Rosaceae. Bases 278 to 877 code for a protein of 199 amino acids. The record is from RefSeq and is a predicted model, not a curated record.